AGGAUAGAAUACUGUUGAAUUUACCUGUAAUUCAUCCAGGGGAAAACAUCUGAAUAUGAUUCUAUAAGACAUAUAUUGUGUAAUGCUGUGAUAACCCGCGCAUUGAUCCCCUGUGCAAUUUUUGUGGGGCAAAAUAUAAUCACGUGUUGCUAAGGCAGCCAAUUGCAGCUGGGGAAGCUUUGAGAAAUAAUUACCUGCGUUGAUUGUUCUAUGGGUAGAUCAAAAAAAGUACACACACUCCAUAUAAUAAUCGGAUGCAUGUAAAAGAGAACGGAACCAUCGACAUGUCGACCACGGGUCCCAUAAGUAAUUAUUAUGUGGAUUCCUUGAUACACCAUGAAAGCGAGGAUGUUCUUGCGGCUCGAUUCUCGGCUCCUGGUUCGCACUCCACCGGCCCUCGUCCAACGUCCCUUAUACCGGAGUGUGGUGACUAUCCGUCCUGCAGCUUUUCCCCGAAACCACCCGUGUUUACUACCUCUUGGGCCCCUGUUCACUCCCAGUCCUCAGUGGUUUACCACCCAUACAGCCACCAACCUCAUUUAGGAACGGACUCAAGGUAUGUGCGGUCAUGGCUAGAGCCGAUCUCGGGGACCAUGUCCUUCCCUGGCUACCCAGCCAACGGCAGACACUAUGGGCUGAAGCCCGAAGCCUUCCAGGAGCAUCGAGCCGGUGACUGCCUCGCCUCCAACGGACGCAACUACACGGAUUAUCUCUACUGCACCUCCGCUGACAUUCGAGAAAAGAACCAAACGAACAUCCCUUCUCCCGAGACCGAGCUUUUGGCUUCCGGAAAGCAUAAAGACGAGAAGCCAGAAUUAGACCCAAAUAACCCAGUGGCAAAUUGGAUUCACGCGCGUUCUACAAGGAAGAAGAGGUGCCCUUAUUCAAAAUACCAGACUCUCGAACUUGAAAAGGAGUUUUUGUUCAAUAUGUACCUUACCAGAGACCGUCGAUACGAGGUGGCAAGAGUCCUCAACCUCACUGAGAGGCAGGUCAAAAUCUGGUUCCAGAACCGGCGGAUGAAGAUGAAGAAAAUGAACAAGGAAAAAACCGACGCCAACAAAGAACAAUAAUAAACGAGUUAUUACAAAAACGUCAUCAGACAAAAACAAGCAUCAGACAACAGUAAAAUAACCACUAUUGCCAUGGACAACAACAAAGAUAAACCAAAAUACAUUUUUGCAUUAACCCCACCUUCCAUGUUUGUUGCGAAAUAUUUUUUGUUUUAUACGCUCUCCUUUCUCUGUCCAGUUUUAAACGAGCCCCUUUCCAAGAAAAUAAAACAUUCUGCACUUACUUUGAAGAUACAUGUAUGUGUUUGUUUGUUAUAAGGGACAUUUGAAUUCAUGAUAUUUUGGACAAAUUAAAAACUGCCCCGAAGUAGGCCUAUAAGAAAGAGAAUACUUGAAUUGUUUUAAUUUCUUCACUAUAUAAUUUAUGAUGUCCCUGUGAAUGUUUCUUCCAUGUUUGUUCAUUUUCUAUGCUAUCUACCGUCAUAACAAAAUGUCUGUCUUGCGUCUAUGUGGUAACGUAACCGUUUGGUGUACCUAUUUGUGCAUUUCAUAUUCAGUCGAUUGUAUAGGCACGUUUCAUUCAUUAUAUACGUGUAGAUAUAGGCCUACUCAAAUAUAAACAUUACCACGAGGCUCUUGUAUUUUCUGUGUUUCUUUUCAGACAUGUCUCAAAGUAAAACAAACGUAAAUAUUGCAUGCAAUCUUACGACCAAUUUAGAUCCAUAUGUAGAACUACAUUUUGGAACUUAAAGCGCACAUUUGUGGCGCGUAAAAUAGCCAAUGUAUCGAUAAUGAUGUCAACACAAAGGCAACACGAACCGCAUUUGUGUUAAUCAGGAGAGAAAGACCUGUAAAAAUGAAAUAUCCCAAUUUCCCUGCACGUUGUGUGGAAUAUUGGAAGCAGAUGGAACGUUUCCUAAUCCUCUUUCUAGUAUUUGCAAGCAAAUCAGAAUCUUUAGACUACCACUCUUUAGAGUGUGCCCAUAAAUGGGUUAUUUUUUCUCUCUCGAAUAGAUUGAUGUAAAUUCGCCGACACAUCAAGGUUGUUACUAAAUAUGAUUUCACAAAACGUUUGUUUUAUAUUGUGCUGUUUUGAUACAAAUUAUAUUUGAAUGCAUGAAUUUAAGGUUACCACUUGGUAUGCAGAGGCCACCACAUCUGUCCACAAACUACCACAGCUAGUUCGCAUUGCACUGCGUAAACAUCAAAGACAUAGCCUAUAAAUCAAAAUGUAGCAGUAAAAUGUGUUAUAGAACAAAUAGGAAACAGUCAUUACUCAUAUUUUGGAAAGGAAAUAGACAUUUAUUUCGUGACAAAAACCACAGAAGACAACUUCAUAUAAACAUUUGGCCAAUGAGCCUGUGUCGUCACAGGCCUAGCCAUAUGUGUCACGUGUAAUAAUUUAUUUUCCUAAGCAAAAAUACUAGCAGCUGCUUAUGAAGAUAUUAUUAUAUUUUUAACCUUUAACCAUGUGUUGAGGCUCCUUUGCGUGUGCGUGAAGCUAAGGAAAAAGUAGUUAGGCUCGCAAGAAUUCUGAACAAAUCUUGUAGCAAACGCUAUAGGCAUAGUUUAAACCAACUUCUUCAUAUGCGAGAGAGUAAUUAUAAUUAAUGAAUUGUAAGAAACAUAUUUCGAUCCAUUCGUCUUGUUUGAAAUGUAACGAAAUUAAAGUUUCCUAAUGUGAAAAUAAAUUCACGUCUGGCAUUUGUUUCCUGGGCUCUUGGCCUAAAUUGCCUUUUUGUGAUGUUGAA
Messenger RNA from Oncorhynchus gorbuscha (pink salmon), 2764 nucleotides. Its product is annotated as homeobox protein Hox-C9. The record is from RefSeq and is a predicted model, not a curated record. Gene Ontology annotation, biological process: regulation of transcription by RNA polymerase II; proximal/distal pattern formation; embryonic skeletal system morphogenesis. Gene Ontology annotation, cellular component: nucleus. The transcript is spliced from 2 exons. Lineage: Eukaryota; Metazoa; Chordata; Actinopteri; Salmoniformes; Salmonidae. The coding region runs from base 255 to 1073 and encodes 272 amino acids. Gene Ontology annotation, molecular function: DNA-binding transcription factor activity, RNA polymerase II-specific; RNA polymerase II cis-regulatory region sequence-specific DNA binding.